This is a messenger RNA of Aspergillus eucalypticola CBS 122712, 881 nucleotides long. Its product is annotated as mitochondrial 37S ribosomal protein uS14m. The coding region runs from base 57 to 398 and encodes 113 amino acids. Gene Ontology annotation, biological process: translation. Gene Ontology annotation, cellular component: mitochondrial small ribosomal subunit; ribosome. The transcript has 3 exons. Gene Ontology annotation, molecular function: structural constituent of ribosome. The record is from RefSeq and is a predicted model, not a curated record. NCBI's taxonomy places the organism in Eukaryota, Fungi, Ascomycota, Eurotiomycetes, Eurotiales, Aspergillaceae.
CCAAAUCGCAUUCAAGCCAAAUCAGCGCCAGGAAACCCCCCUUUCACCAGGUCAACAUGUCGCACUUCCGGUCCAAGAUCCUCGAUCUCGGCGGGUUCAUCAACCCCCGUGUUGUCCGCGACCACACCAAGCGGAAGGUUUUCGAGCAAUUCGAGCCGGAACGCCAAGCUCUCCGCUACGUGAUUCACAACACCUCCCUCCCCCAGCGUGUGCGCGCUCAGGCUCAGCUCCAGCUCGCUUCCAUGCACGCCUACACUCGCUCGACGCAGAUCAAGAACCGCUGUGUGGCGGGUGGUGUUCCUCGCAGUGUUAUUCGGGCGUUUAGACUUGGUAGAUACCAAUUCCGUCAGCAGGCGCUGGCCGGUGAACUCCCCGGUGUGAAGAAGGCCAGUUGGUAAAAUAGUAUGGGAAUUUUAUGCGAAAAGAAUACAUAUAUUUGUGAUAGCUUUCAUUGGGUUCGUUCGGCGGGUUCUUCCUGAAAGGCGUUUGUUUUCAACUUUCCUCCGUUUCCUUGUUGGUCAGAGGACUUGUAUAUUAGGUUUUGUUAGAUGAUGAGGAGGAAUAAGAUAUGCCUUUUCAUUGUCUUGAGUACUGUGCUUAGUUGAGCUGGUCUCUGAUCUACAGUACUCCCAGAGAGGGGGAUUGCAGUAAUGUGGCUAUUUUCGGGGGAUUAUGUUCGGCAUCAUCCAUAGCUGGAUGUGACACCGUCGGAUCUUGUCGAUUGGUCUGCGCGGUGAAGGGCGGAUGUUACAUGAAGUACUAAGCUAUGCAUUGACAAACGCAUGCACUUGGCUUCACUUGAUAUUCACUGGCAUUGGCUGGGCGAAGUUGCAGUUUCUUUUUGGUUCUCCUGUUUGUUCUUGCCGUUGCUUUUAUUCUAG